GAAGGGCGGGGGCGCGCGGCGCAUGCGCAGUGCGAGCCGCGGGGCUGCAGCGGCUGGAGCGGCGGUCGGGGUUCGCGGAAGGGGGGGCGGCGCUCGGCAGCAUGGCGGACGACCUGGACUUUGAGACCGGCGACGCGGGCGCCUCGGCCACGUUCCCCAUGCAGUGCUCGGCGCUGCGGAAGAACGGCUUCGUGGUGCUCAAAGGACGCCCAUGUAAGAUCGUCGAGAUGUCCACCUCCAAGACCGGCAAGCACGGCCACGCCAAGGUUCACCUGGUUGGCAUCGACAUCUUCACGGGCAAGAAAUACGAGGACAUCUGCCCCUCCACCCACAACAUGGACGUGCCCAACAUCAAGAGAUGCGACUUCCAGCUGAUCGGCAUCCAGGACGGCUUCCUGUCGCUGCUGCAGGACAGCGGGGAAGUGAGGGAGGAUCUGAGGCUGCCAGAGGGAGAAUUGGGCCGGGAGAUAGAGCAGAAAUACGACUGCGGGGAGGAGAUCCUGAUCACGGUGCUGUCGGCGAUGACUGAGGAGGCGGCUGUCGCCAUCAAAGCCAUGGCCAAGUGAUGGCUGCAGGUCAGUGGGGCAGGGAUCUGUGGGGCAGGGGGGGUCUAUGGGUCCCUAUGGGU
Coturnix japonica (Japanese quail) is the source of this 628-nucleotide messenger RNA. The record is from RefSeq and is a predicted model, not a curated record. Lineage: Eukaryota; Metazoa; Chordata; Aves; Galliformes; Phasianidae.